GCAUUUAUGCUUAUACCCUUUAUCAGCAAAAACAAGCACAAGUUAAAUUAGAAACUGUUUUUCAGGAAAAGACCGCUCAAAUUAGGGAAGAAUAUCAGCAAAAUAACUCGCCUUUAACUGGAAUUGGUGGUUAUAUUGAUGAAUAUAGUAUUUUCUCUAAUUCAGGAGCGUUAAAAAUGCAACAAUUAAAUCAAUUAAAAGCAACUAUUGAACAAAAGCAAAUUGCCGAACAAAUUUCUCAGCAAAAAGCCCAAGAACUCCAAAAGCAAGCGAAAAUUUUACAGCGAUCAAGCGAAAUAGAAAAUAAUUUAAAAGAAAUUCAGGCUAAUUUAGGCGAAAAAUUAGCCUUAGCAGAUAAAUUCUUAAAGAAAGAUGAAGAAAAAGCACUUAAUCAAUCUUUUUUAAUUAAACUAGAAAGGAUUAGCGUUAUUUCUAGUGAAGAAAGUAGUUUAUUAUCUCAAUUGCGUUUAUCUUUAGAACAAUUUAUCGCGAUUUCUUGCCAGGCUUAUCGUUUUAAUGAAGAGGAAAAAGAAUAUUUAAGCGAUAAUUACGUGAAUUUAACUAAUGAACAGCAAUUAACUUUAUUAAAUAGCG
Ambispora leptoticha is the source of this 594-nucleotide messenger RNA. The record is from the annotation of a GenBank genome assembly. NCBI's taxonomy places the organism in Eukaryota, Fungi, Glomeromycota, Glomeromycetes, Archaeosporales, Ambisporaceae.